This is a messenger RNA of Echinostoma caproni, 501 nucleotides long. The record is from the annotation of a GenBank genome assembly. Lineage: Eukaryota; Metazoa; Platyhelminthes; Trematoda; Plagiorchiida; Echinostomatidae.
AUGGUUUUCAUACGAUCAGUAAAACAUGGAUGCCUUCCAUUGAUUAUAAUUUCUAAUUAUAAUUUCGUCUUUACUUCCAAAGGUCAUUCUGGUGUCAAUCAAUUGGGUGGUAUGUUUGUCAAUGGACGCCCACUACCCGAUUCCACUCGGCAACGUAUCAUUGAACUCGCACAUUCCGGAGCUCGACCGUGUGAUAUUUCUCGAAUCCUACAAGUGUCCAACGGUUGCGUCUCGAAAAUUCUCUGUCGAUAUUACGAAACCGGAUCGAUAAGACCGAAAGCAAUUGGUGGAAGCAAACCGCGAGUGGCCACGAGCAUGGUCGUACUCAAAAUUGCCCAUUACAAACGGGAAUGUCCAUCGAUUUUCGCAUGGGAAAUACGAGAUCGCCUACUGCAAGAAGGGAUAUGUACGCCGGAAAAUAUACCCAGUGUAAGUUUUGCAAACAGGCAGAAAGUUAAUAUCCAACGAUCAAUUUAUAUUGACAGCUUUUAUUUUCAUUGA